Molecule: messenger RNA, 906 nt
Organism: Saccostrea cuccullata (small rock oyster)
Lineage: Eukaryota; Metazoa; Mollusca; Bivalvia; Ostreida; Ostreidae
Exons: 2
Coding region: 64-906 (280 amino acids)
Molecular function (GO): protein binding
Source: RefSeq, a predicted model, not a curated record
AUUCGAUUAUUUUGUUGUGUCAACUGAAACAUUUUUGAUCCAAAUUGGAGGUCAGUAAUUAAUAUGUUAAACGAUCUACAAAAUACUAUUAACAUUCAAAAUGAACGAAUUUCCCUGUUAGAAAAGCAAAGGGACAUGCCAAACAUGGGAUCAUUGGAAGAACUACAGAGGAUUGUUACUGCUCAAAACAAACGCAUUUCGUCUUUGGAGAGGCGAGUCUAUGACUUAGAAGAGAUCAUUAUUAGCCAAUCCAAAGCAUCUGAAUCUCAAGCAAAUAUCACAAGCCAUAAGCAACCUAAAAUUUCUGUUUACCAACAAAUACGUCAUCAACAUCCUAGGACCAGUUUUAAUUUGUUUAAACCUCCAAACGUUUUCCAAGGGAAAGAAGGAAUAGCUUCAAAAAUAUCUGCAUCAAGAUUUACAAAAGACCCAAAGUGUGAAAAAUUAAUAAGGAGAGGAAGACUUCUUGCUCCGUUGACAACGCCUACAAUCCUUCCAUCUUCAAGCAAUACCGUGGCGUUCUAUGCGUACUUGUCCAAAACAAUUCCUGCUUUCGUUGGCCAUCACAUCAUUACAUUCGAUGUAAUGAUAACAAACGUUGGGAAUGGAUACCAUCCCCAUACAGGGAUAUUCAUUGCACCCCGAGCUGGAAUCUACGUUUUCGCAUGGACAGUAAGAAUGUUUGGGACGUCUUUCCACACAACAGAAUUGGUAGUCAACAGCAAUGUUGUUGGGGCAGUUUAUCUAAAUCCAGCCUCAAAUAUUGAUGGUAGUGUUUCAAAUGUUGUUGUACACGUUUAUAAAGGAGAUGAUGUUUACAUAAGAACAGGGGACGACAGGAACUCAGGAAACAAAGAAAGCUAUUCCUGGGGCCGAUCCUCCUUUUCUGGUUGGAUGCUGCCAUAG